Messenger RNA from Monopterus albus (swamp eel), 2851 nucleotides. It is a transcript of the gene wee1, whose product is annotated as WEE1 G2 checkpoint kinase. The transcript has 10 exons. NCBI's taxonomy places the organism in Eukaryota, Metazoa, Chordata, Actinopteri, Synbranchiformes, Synbranchidae. The record is from RefSeq and is a predicted model, not a curated record. Gene Ontology annotation, molecular function: non-membrane spanning protein tyrosine kinase activity; ATP binding; magnesium ion binding. The coding region runs from base 526 to 2388 and encodes 620 amino acids. Gene Ontology annotation, cellular component: cytoplasm; nucleus. Gene Ontology annotation, biological process: mitotic cell cycle; protein phosphorylation.
UUCAAAACUUCGAAACACGCUUUGGUUGGUUGUCCGAAGACACGUGAUCAACGGUCGCGGGAAGUGUUUGCCACGCGCGUGAUAGGAAGAGGCUAGAUUUUGACUCAUUCAAACUUUUUUUUUUUGGUAAACAUUGGUUUGAGUUUAGUGCGGAAAGACAUAUUUUGGGGUUGGUAAACCAUCAAGGAGGCGGUUACUGAUACCGAUACUCUACUGGAGCCGGGAGUAUUUGUUUUUUUUGUUUUUUUCAAUACUUGGGAUGAAUACAAGCUAACUCCGGGGCCAUUUCUCAUCGUUGGAUGGGCGUGUAGGAGUUAGCAAACAAAAUACGCUAACUUUUUUUUUAAAGAUGGUAACGGAGUCUUAAGCGUUUCGCAGUAGUUGUUGACGUUUUUGAAUUUACCUUUAGUUCAAGGUAGUUAAAAGUUGACUGGUUUUGUGUUUUGCGAGAAAGGCCACUCAACAGUAGUAGGGGUAGAACCGCGUGUUUUUCCCGUCGACCAAGCCGGGGUUUAAAUCUUGAAAAUGUCGACCUACAGUCGUCAUCGGCACAGAACCCCCUCCCCAAAAACUCUGCCAAUUCGUCAAAAACUACAAUUCACAACCAGCGACGGAGAGGAUGAGCCCAUUGAGGACGUUAAUAACAGCACAGGGGGAGAAUCUGGCUUCACGGAGAUGGAUUCCCCGAUGCCAGUGCGACGGAACAACACCGACAAACGGAUGGAAGGGAGCAGCAGCCCCCUGAAUCAGUCCGGUGGGGACGACGACGUGGAGCUGUGGGACGAGGAGGGCUUUAGUUCCCCGUCUCACCUGCAGUCCCGGGGCAGUGAUAUGUUUGCUAACUGCUCACCGUCACCGAGGAAAAGUCCUCGCCUGUACAGAGGGUCACCGGAGCGUUCCUACAUCCAGGACGACGGGGAAGGAUCCAGCUCCCCGGUCCCGGACUGCCCCGACACACCUCCGCACAAAACCUUCAGAAAACUGCGCCUUUUUGACACACCGCACACGCCAAAGAGUUUGUUGUCCAGGGCUAGAGGCUCUGGUCCGGGAUCCUCCAACAGGAGAGUUGCCCUGUUCAAGAAUGUGGAGUCGUCAGGAAGGUCAAUCACAGACAAGGGCAGGAGACAGCAGACCCCUCUGGUCAACUUUAACCCCUUUACCCCCGACUCCCUCCUCAUCCAGUCUGCUACACAGCAAAGAAACAACAGGAAGCGGGCACACUGGAAUGACUCUUGUGGAGAAGACAUGGAACCAAGUGACGGUGAAGGAGAGGAAGAAAUUCUACCACCACCCAAGAGGCUCACCAUGAUGGAAAGCAACAUGAUGUCCCGGUACACGUCAGAGUUUCUUGAGCUGGAGAAAAUUGGUUGCGGACAGUUUGGUGCCGUGUUCAAGUGUGUGAAGCGACUCGAUGGCUGCAUUUAUGCCAUCAAGCGAUCAAAGAAACCUCUGGCAGGAUCAGUAGAUGAGCAGAAUGCUUUACGGGAAGUGUAUGCCCAUGCUGUGCUGGGCCAGCAUCCCCAUGUCGUGCGUUACUACUCAGCCUGGGCCGAGGACGACCACAUGCUCAUCCAGAACGAGUACUGCAACGGUGGCACGCUAUCCGAUGUCAUCGCAGAGAACUACAGACAGCUCAGCUACCUGUCAGAGUUGGAGCUGAAAGAUCUGCUGCUACAAGUCACUCGAGGACUCAAGUACAUCCACUCGACUUCUCUGGUGCACAUGGACAUCAAGCCCAGCAACAUCUUUAUUUCACGGAAAUCUGUAACAAGCUGUGACGAGUGUGAUGAGGACGAUGGUGUGACCACCAGCGUUGUCUACAAAAUCGGUGAUCUCGGUCAUGUAACAAGAGUGAUCAAUCCACAGGUAGAAGAGGGCGACAGCCGAUACUUGGCCAACGAAGUUUUACAAGAGGACUACAGUAACCUGAUGAAGGCAGACAUCUUUGCUCUGGCUCUGACUAUUGUCAGCGCCUCAGGGGCGGAGCCUCUUCCAACCAAUGGAGACAAAUGGCACGAGAUCCGAAAGGGAAAACUCCCCCCCAUCCCUCAAGUGCUUUCUCCAGAGUUUCUUAGUCUCCUCAAGCUGAUGAUCCACCCUGACCCAACCAGAAGACCAUCGACCUCGGACCUCAUCAAACACCCCGUGCUCCUCACUGCUGCCAGAAUGAGUGCAGAGCAGCUCAGGGUUGAGCUCAAUGCGGAGAAGUUCAAGAACACCCUACUUCAGAAGGAGCUGAAGAAGGCUCAGCUGGCCCGAGCUGCAGCAGAGGAGAAGGUUUUGUCCACAGACAGGAUCCUGACCCGCUCCACAGUCCAGUCCAACCCCAGAACCUCCAGACUCAUCGGAAAGAAGAUGAAUCGGUCAGUCAGCCUCACCAUCUACUGAGACGCUGAUCCACCCUGACAGGAAGUGGAACACGAAGGCUCACGGACCUUUUAAUCAGAUCUGUUCAGUCAACAGUCAAAAGACUGUUGACUGAACUAUUUCCCUGUCAGUUGUGGAGUUAAAGCAGUAGACUGUUGCCAACUUGAACUUAUCUCGACAGACUCUUAUUGCCAACAUAGUUCAGUUCAUUUCUCAAAGGUAGUUUCUGUACCUUUUACCUUGGUCAUUCUUUAAGUUUGCAUAGAUGCCAGGCUCUCUCUCUGUUUCUGUCCUCGCACUUCCCUCGACAAAGCCUCAGUGAAGCUUGCUCUCAUCAGUGUGAAUGUACCUGCCGUCACCACGCGCACCUUACUGCCUGUCAAACGCCCGAUGCUGCGUACCAGAGGGUCUGAGAACUGGUUUCUGUGUUUGUAAUGGAGCACUUUGGAGGCAACACAAGGAACUUGCUGCAUUUUUUUUUUUU